CUAGAGACUGACCGGUAAUCGAUUCUUUCCGGAUCAGCUGUAUCAGCUGUGAGCAGAUGGGAGGAGGAGCAGAACGUUAUGUACUUAUGUACUUUAAGGCGUUAAAGGCAUGAGACAGCCAUUGCAAAUAAUUAGUUAUGUGGUAAUCAACAUCGCUUUUGAAUGAUCCGUACAUAGAUUCUGUGAAUGAAAGUUCAAAUCCCACCUAUUAAGGAAUACGAACAAUCCAUUUAUUAUAUGAAUAAAGAAUUUAUGCAGUAACACAAUGGGUUGGUCAAAAUACCAAGCUUUAAUUGCUGCAGUAUUAGUCGUUACUGGGUCAAUAAAUACGUUGAGUACCAAAUGGGCUGAUCGAAUGGAUGCAGAAGAUUCUGAUGGCAAGCUAAGAAAAUUUAAUCAUCCGUUUGUUCAAGCUUGCUCAAUGUUUAUUGGAGAAAUGCUUUGUUUGUUGGUAUUUAAGUUCCUGUACUUUUAUUAUUCAAGGAAACAUGAUGGAUCCCAGGAUGAGAUGAAGCUCUUGAAAGGAAACCGUUCAUUUAACCCAUUGGUGUUGUUGCCACCCGCGAUGUGUGAUAUGGUGGCUACGUCUGUCAUGUACAUUGGUCUGACACUCACGUAUGCUUCCUCAUUCCAGAUGCUUAGAGGUGCUGUGAUUGUGUUUGUGGGAGUAUUUUCUGUGCUGUUCCUCAACCGAAAACUGGUGGUGCAAGAGUGGGGAGGCAUAUUCCUGGUAAUUGGCGGUCUGGCUCUCGUUGGGGUAUCAGACUUCUUUACACCGUCAGAGUCUGUUGAACUAACCAAUGUACCUGCACCAGCCUCUAAUCAUUCCACAGGGCAAGUUGUCUUAGGUGACAUGUUGAUCAUUGGAGCACAAGUUGUUGCAGCUUCACAGAUGGUUCUAGAAGAGAAGUUUGUGUCAGGUCUGGAUAUUCCUGCUUUGCAAGCAGUUGGGUGGGAGGGUCUAUUUGGGUUCAGCAUUUUGGGUUUUAUGCUGAUACCAUUCUACUUCAUCCAGGUGCCUGAACCAUUUAGUGAUAAUCCUCGUCAUGUUCUAGAAGAUGUACUUGAGGCAUUUAUACAGAUGAGGCACAAUCCAUUGAUAAUCUGCGCUGUAACUGGUACCAUCUUAAGUAUAGCAUUCUUCAAUUUCGCCGGUAUCACUGUAACCAAGGAGAUUUCGGCAACAACGAGAAUGGUUCUCGACAGUGUACGGACACUUUUCAUUUUCAGUGUUUCAUUGGCACUGGGUUGGCAGACCUUCUAUUGGUUACAGAUCAUUGGGUUUAUUCUCUUGGUGAUUGGUAUGGGUCUUUACAACAAUGUGUUUGCAGCUCUGGGACAGAAGUUUGCGCUGUGGCGAAACAGGAAUGCAGGACACAGUGAUACGGACACUCUCAUCAGCCAACCUGCUGAUGAAUCAGACCCUAUAGUAGGUUCAGAAUCUGGACCAAAUCCGUAACUGCUCAAUGUCAAUAUGUAGAAAAUUGUAUUUAGGUCCAAAGCAGAUCUCAACAAAGGAGGCGAACAGUACCAACUAUUUAAUAAAUUUAUUCUCUAUAUUAUCUACAAGUUUGUAAAGAUAAUGUAAAAUAAGUAUCAAUAUUUAUCCAUGUGUUAGUGUCUUUCUUCUGGGACGCACUGGGAUCUCCUGAAGACAGAUGUAUAUUCAUGCGCUAUUGAAAUAUAAGCACAACUAUGCCUUACUGAUUGUGAAAUUUUAGUUUGUCUUGGUGGUGACCAUGGAAAUUACUGUCUUCAAGGAAGUUAUGUAGUGUGUGUAAUCUGGUACAUAUUCACCAUCGUUUCAGAGGAACCUGCUCCAUCCUUCAUCAGGGUAGAAAAACAUAAAAAUGGAGGUAGAAGGUUUCUCCGGAAUGGUAGUAAGUAUUGUCACAUAUUAGUGACUAUACACAGGGUUUGGAUCAGUAAUUAGUUUUAUUGUAUAAUUAUGACUAAUAACUAUAUGUAACUACAACAAUUUCACAGAUUAUGCAAUCUUAUAUAUCACUACUGCAACCAUUAAGACUUCUGUGUUUUCACAAGUUGUUCCUAGGUGGCAGCUGCUAACCGUGCAGAUUCUUCAGCUUCUGUCCUCACUUCCUUGCUGGGUGGCAGCUGGCUUGCAAUUCAUGACCUCCUAGCCAUGACUGUUGACUCUCAGCUGCAACUGACUGACUGCUAAAUUGCUGCUGGCUGUCACCAGCACAGUGUUUCUUGGUUCUGAGUCCAACAGGACUCAUGACUCAUGACUCUCUGAUGGCUCUGGGAGCCUUCAGACCACUCUCUUGUGAUUCCUUCAACUGCCUCAUUCAUCCUUCGUUAUACAGCCUCAGCACGGACUACAUAGAAAACACAGUUUCCAACAGUUCUUAUGUUGUUGAAUGUGUAUCCACUGUUGCAGAGAAAUGUUUAUCGAGCCAUUGCAUAGCAAAGACCGUCUCUUCUGGCUCCACUAUCUACGUUUCAGGUGUCAUGUUACAAUGUCUAUCUGACUACAUGGGGUUUACACCCUAGAAGACAGAGAAGACAAUAAUCUUUGUAGUCAUCACCGUGAUGAAAAUAAAUCUCCCAGUUUGCAUGGUUACAUUUCAGUAAGACGUUAGGAUAAAUGUCUCUUCAGAUUUGUUAUGUGUUGAUGGCAAAUGUUUUCUCUGCCCGUUACCACACUUUAAACAUUAUUUGUCAGUGGUGCCAGUGAUUCCCAUAGCUCCAAUAUAUUGAGAUGUCAGCUGUUGUACAUCUGAAAUUCUUGGUUUGUAUGAAAUUCCUUUUGAGUAAUGCAGAUAAUGAUGAAUUUGCCUUCUUAAAUCUGAUUCAUGCAUUGUACAUUGUAUAUCAACCAAUUAUAAUUGACAUGUUUUCUUGCAGCAAUCUGCCUCUCAAUAAAAGUGCUUUUUGGGACUUGGGGUGAACAUGUAAAGUAAAAAAUAUAUUGUUUUGGGGGGAAUAUUGUACAGGGUAUCUACAAUGAAACGCCCUAUUUUAUUGUAUUUUCAGGAAGUGAGGAAUAGUGAUUUGGCCUAAUUAUUGACAAAUAUCAGUCACACAACAUACAAAGUUAAAUUUAAAAAAUCAGUACACUUUUACGUAAGCACCAUUGGUGACACAUAGGAUAUCUAGUCUGUAAUUGAGUUCCGCCAGGUCUGCUGCAACAUAUCUGGAGUGAUGGUACCGACAGCUUUCACCAUCCGGGCCCAGAGCUCUCGAGGGUCUCCCACUUUAGUGGCGUAAAUUCUGUCCUUUAUGUAGCCCCACAAAAAGAAUUUCAAUAUGAUGUUAGGGGAAUGCAGAGGUCAAUCUGUUGGACAAUCUCGUCCUAUGUAACGGCCUGGAAACAUUGCAUUCAGAGCUCACCACACGUCUAGCAACCAGUAGGGUGGAGCUCCAUCUUGUUGGAGAAAGACAUUUGGCUGCAGGUGUUCUAGCUGAGGAAAGGCAUAGAGCUGCAUCAUGUCCAAGUAUGAGCUACCUGUGACAGUCUUUUCUGCAAAGAAAAUGGUCCAAUGAUGAUGUUAUACAUGACGCCACACCAAACAUCCACUUUCAGGCUGUCUCACACAUGUUCCAUGAUGCUGUGAUCCCCAUAUCUGAACAUUAUGCCUGUUUACAGCACCAGAGACAUGGGAAGUGGCCUUCGUUGGAAACAUGAUGUUUGUCAGAAAGUUGGGGUUUCUGCUGAUUCAGUCAUGCAUGUCACAGGCAAAAUUGUGUCGCCUUGGGUUGUCCUUUGGUUGCAGCUCGUGCAGAAUCUGCACCUUGUAUGCAUGGAGUCACCACCUCUUUAGGAGAACCUUAUGCACAGUUGCUUGUGGUAUCUGCAGUUCCCAUGAUGCCCAACAAAUUGACUUCCUUGGAAUUCAGAUGAACACCAUAAGGAUGUUCUCUGCCUUCUCAUCAGAGACAUGUUGUUAGCCUCCUCCAUGCCCUUUCAAGAUGCUUCCACUCUCCAGAAACUUGUUGUUCCAUGCUUUAAUCCUCUUUGCAUCUAGUGCAGCUUUCUAAUAAACACAACGAAACUCCCUUUGCACCCUCACAGUGGGCUUAAACUCAAAAACCACAGAACUCACCUUCUCCAGAGCUGACACCAACUUUGUGUGGAAUGACAACAGUACCCCGUGAGGUCGCCUAAAAAUUUAGGUAGGAAUUUGAACUCCUGUAGUAUGUGGGAGACCUUUAACACCUAAAAAACAUUUUCCUGUUUUUAAAACAUCGUCAAAAUCAGGGUGUCUCAUUGUAGACACCCUGUAUUAUUGAACAGCUUCAGAUGUUAAUAUAAGAUACCCUCAUGUUAUGAAAACAGUGUACCAAAAGUAUGUCCAUAUGAGGGAAUUCAAUAACAUGAAGCCUAUUUUUUCAUGUUUUAAGUUGAGAUGUUCCUGUGGAAUGUGCUUCAGUCCACAGUUAUAAUAGAAAUGCUCUCUUUACCCACUAGAAAUAUUAGUACCUACGUGGACAUCUUUAAUAAGGAUAACGCACAAUCUGAAAUAAGGCAGGAACAACAAGUGCUGUGACAUCCAUGACAGUCACAUUCGCUAGACAGUAGACAGCUACACAUCCUGUUACGUCACUGACACGUGCAUUCAUGAUUUGAAUUUAGCAAAUGAUUAUUUCUUAAGAAAAUGAAUUCUGCUGGGUCUGUUAAAGUUCAUGUUUAUUCAGAUUUCUCUGAUUCUCUGUAAGUGGUAUACUGAAGAAACAGAGAGUUCUGAGAAUAAUUAAUUUAUUGCCUAUUUUAUUUUGAUAUGAUGCAGAGUGCAUAGAAAACAGUACCUCCAAGAACUGUUCGAUGAUGCGGGAACAUGUUUACCGAGCCGUUGCCUAGCAACAGUAGGGGCAUACACAGACUCCCUUUUGAUAUGACAUGGACUGCACGGAAAAUGACGUGUCCAACAAUACUUCUAAUGUUGUGUGUAUUCGUUGCUAUGGGAAGCUGUUUACUGAGCCAUUGCCCACCACUGAUUGGGGGGGGACACACAUACAGACACACAGACUGAUUGGAGGAUGGUGGGGGGGAUAUUCAUGCCUUUAAGAUGGGCUCAAACGCAUGAUGUACAUACCAAGUUUUAUGCAGAUUAGUUGAAGCAUUCAAAAGUUGAUAGACAGGACACAUACACACAGACAGCAGGAUGAUCUCAUAAGCCUGCUUUUAUUUUUUCAAAAGAAGGGAAUUAGGAAGAAGUAAUAUAAUAGUUCCUUUAAAAUACUUGCCUUUAACAAAUAUGUAUCUUUUGUACAUAAAUUUUACAUAUAAAAAUUACAGAAUGUUAAGUUUAACUUUGGAGAGCUGAUGUAGCUCAGUAGACUACAAGCUGGACAACUGGAGAAUCACAGUUCUGUUCCCUGCGUGGGCAGAGAUUUUUCUGUUCGUCAUAGCAUCCAGACUGGCUCUGAAGCCUUCCCAGCCACCUGUGCAAUGGGUACUAGGAGCUCUUUCCUGCAAGUAAGCAGCUCAGAUGUGAAACAUACCACUCACCUUCAUCUAGUGCCAAGGUUCGGGAUAUAUGGGGUUGUUUAUUUACACCCCCAUACAUGUUUAUGGCGUAGUGCUUAUUUAAGCACACAGAGGUAUAACUUUAUCUUUAAACUCAACUUCAGUAAUUGUCUUUCUCUUGUAGCCUGCAAGAACUUAUUUAAAAAAUAACUGCAAAAAAGUCUUUAUUUUUUUUAAUGAAAGCUAUCACUCUUUGCAUUAAACCAUACCAUGAAACUUCAAAUUCAUGUAUAAACUAGUGAAACUUGUUAUAUUAUUGGUGAUUAAUAUUCAGAUACUUUAUUUUUGGAAUUAAAUUCAAGAAUAAUGACAUAUAUUUUAGGAAAUUUUAAUGUGCUGCAAAUAUAUUUUUAUCAGUUAUGUAAUUGUGUGAGGUUAGGUCACUACCAUAUCCUCAUCUGUAGAUACUGUAUAUCCAGAUUUACAGUUUCAGUGGCUUUUUCUUGUUCUAGAGAACGUUUUGAUGUGCGGAUGGAAUAUGGCAAUGUUCACAUUAUUAAGACUGCUGGCUAAUAAUCUUCCCUGAGCAUCGCUUCAGUUUUGUUUGGGUCGAUAUACAGAGUCUUCAGUUUAUCUUCUCAAAGUCUUUUCCUUUUUUGAUUUCUAGCCAGCACUAUUUGCUCUUAACUGUCUUCCAGUGCCUGGCUGAGCCAUUUGUUCUCAGGUCACUAUCAGGUGUGUUUCCUUUGAAUUUUUACUCUCAGUAUCAGUGUUCAAGUUAAUCAUGUAACUGUGUGAACUGAUUUUUUUUAGAUGUUAUUUACAAAUUAAAAAUAAAUGCCAUAUUUGGAGGUCAUGUCUGCUUGCUGUCUGUGACUUAGCAUUAGCACCUAAACUGCUGGACAGAUUAUAUCUAACAUUCAGUAUGAGAGACUUCUGCUAAAAGUUGUUGGGGAAUUUCAGUUUUCUUCCAUAUUCACCCAUAAUGAAGUGUAUUUUAACUUCAUGGUUGCAUACUUGUAUAAGCAUAAGCUACAAUGAGUGCUGUUGGGAGUUUUAUGUGCUGUAGUAUGAAGUACAUGUUUUCCAUUUUUUCUUCUGUUAUAUGAAAUUACUUUGUUAGUAUUUACAUACUGUAUAUGAAUAUAUUUUUUACUUGAAUCUGGUAUUUUAUUAAAUGCAGUUCACCAUUUUUCUUUAUUUUAGGAAUUGUUAACAGGUUUGGCUAGUUAAAUCUAGUCAGUUAUGGAAAGAAUUUUGUCUGCAUAUUUUGACAUGUUUCCCAUAUUGCUUCCACCGCAGGCAUCUGUUUGGCCUAACCAUCUUCCUUCUUUCUAUUUUAUUUGAUUCAGUAUAAUACAUUUAUUGUGUUGUAGUUUGUGAAUGGUAUUUUUCUGACCAGCAAUUUGUCACACCAAAUAUAACUUUUGUUCUCCUUAAUGAAUUGGGGCUGUACUUAACAAGCACCAUAGCCAUUUCCCUCUUCCCCCUCCCACUGUCAAAUCACACUGUAGACAGCAUAUCUUUGUAUUUAAUUAUGCUUUCCUGCAUCAUCCUCAUUCAUUCAUAAGAUUAUCCUAACCUCUGAUCUCUGUUGACCUUGGCUUUCAUUUUAUCACAGUUGCUUAAUAAUGAACCAAACAGCUUGGUCACUAUAGUGACCAUGCUGUGGGCUGGAUGACUGGUUUGAUUAUUGUUUGGGACUGAAAUUUUUUUUUGCCACCCUCUCCUCACCAGCUCUGGGGUCCAGCCAGCCUACUAUCUGUUGCUUACCAAAUGCUGUUUCUCCCCUGGGGUAAUAGGUGAGGACAUGACACUGACCAUUCAUGUUCAUCCAGUACCAAAGUUUAAGAAGUGUGGAGCUGUCCCUCCGUAAGAAGGCAAGGCUCAUAACAAACUGCAGUAGUAGUUCUUUCCCAUAUAAUUAAUGGUGGGUAGGUAGAAUGGUUCUGCUUGGAAUUAAUAAAAUGUUCGGUAUACAAAUUUAUCUCUGUGAUUAACCUUUUGUCUCUAUAUCGUGUUUCUGUGUCCAGUAAUAAGUAUUCAAAAAUAAAUGUUAUUGAUACUUAUAGAUCUCUAUUUUGUUUUGGAUAUUUGGCCAACAGAAGCAAUUGAAAUAGAAGUAUAUUAAAAAUAUUUUUUAAUUGUAUUCUUAUGUAAUUUAUUUGUGUUGCAUGUUGGGAAAUGUUUUAUGCUGAAGCCAACUGUAUAUUGUGUGCAGCUGUGAUUGCUGUAAAAAUAUUCUACGUGAAUAAUAUCUCAGAUUAAUUAUGUGGCCAUGCUUUCCUCCCUGUGGUGUUGUAGAGUGAGCUAAUAGUAAUAAUAUUAAAAUUAUAGUAUGUAUUUAUUUUAUUAUGAAUUUUACUUCUUUUUGUUUGAGUUUUUGUAGCUCAUGUUUUAGUCAUUAAAGAAUAAGGACAAAGAA
Messenger RNA from Cryptotermes secundus, 7856 nucleotides. RefSeq names its product solute carrier family 35 member F6 (gene Tango9). The coding region runs from base 266 to 1459 and encodes 397 amino acids. Lineage: Eukaryota; Metazoa; Arthropoda; Insecta; Blattodea; Kalotermitidae. The transcript has 8 exons. The record is from RefSeq and is a predicted model, not a curated record. Gene Ontology annotation, biological process: pyrimidine nucleotide-sugar transmembrane transport. Gene Ontology annotation, cellular component: Golgi membrane; intracellular membrane-bounded organelle. Gene Ontology annotation, molecular function: pyrimidine nucleotide-sugar transmembrane transporter activity.